AUGUCAAAUGAAAACAACAGUGGAAUUGAUACUGGGGGUAACUCAAAGAGCACAUCAAAUGUUGUUGAAACAUUGGCAAAUCCAUUCGAACCUACUGAUCCGGUAGAAGUUAUAGAAGAUGAAAUGGUCAAUUCCAAUUCCAACUCAAACUCAAACUCAGUUACCGAAACACUACUAAAUCAUUCAACUCCAAAUCAUAUCACCAGGUCUAAAUCAACUCCCAAUACUCCAAAACAAUUACGAAUAAUACAAAAUACUUAUAGAAGAAUAAGUUUAGAUGAUAAUGAUUUAUUAAAAAAUCAUAAAAAUUAUGAUGAUGAACAUAUAACAAAUUUAAAAAAAUUUCAAAAAACUAUUUUAAAACCAGUUGCAAAAUGGGCAAUAACUCCAAUAAAUAAAAUUCAAAAAAGUUAUAAUAAUAAAUUAAUUGAUGAAGAAAAUAAUAAUGAUAAUUACCACAUAGAAUAUUCUGUUUUUAGACCAUUAAUUACAACCAAGAGAUUAGAAACUUCAAAAGAUAUAUUAACUCAUUGGAGAGAUUCAGUUGAAUUAACUACUCAAAAACCAUUUGAAUUUCCAGAAAAUUAUAUAAAUCAAUUAAAAUUUAACAAGAUUGUAAAAAAUAUAAAAAAUUUAAUUGAAAUUGAUCAUAUUUAUCCAGAAAGAAAUUUAAAUGGUUCAUCAGGUAGUUAUUUUGUAUUUCAAAAAAUUGAAUUUGAAGGUAUUAUAAGUUAUGAAAAAAUUGGUAUAUUUAAACCAAAAAGUGAAGAACCUUAUGGUCCUUUACUGCCAAAAUGGAUAAAAUGGUUACAUAGAACUUCUUUUCCUUGCUUUUUUGGUAGAUCAUGUUUAAUUCCAAAUUUAGGUUAUAUAAGUGAAGCAGCAACAAGUGAAUUAGAUCAAUUAUUACAAUCUUAUAUUGUUCCUUUCACUGAAAUUAUUGAAUUAAGAUCUCCUACUUUUUAUUAUCCAAUAUGGGAUAGAUCAAAAAAUGUUCAAAAUUUACCUUUUAAGAUUGGUUCAUUACAAUUAUUUCUAAAAGGUUAUAAAAAUGCUGAUUUAUGGUUUAAAAUUUAUCCAAUACCAACAAAUUUAAAUUUUUUACCUAAAAAUUCAAAUAUUGAAGUUAACAUCAAUGAGCUAGAAAUAAAUUAUAAAUUUCAAUGGAGUCAAAAUUUAAUGUUACAAUUUCAAGAAGAAAUUGAAAAAAUGGUUAUAUUAGAUUAUCUUAUUAGAAAUACUGAUAGAGGAGCAGAUAAUUGGAUGAUAAAAAUAGAAUGGGAAGAAAUUAAUCGUAAUACUACUACUAAAACAAUGAAACCCGUAUUAAAAAUUGGAGCAAUUGAUUCAGGUUUAGCAUUUCCUUGGAAACAUCCAAAUGAAUGGAGAUCUUUUCCAUAUGGUUGGUUAUUUUUACCAUUAUCAAUAAUUGGUCAACCUUUCACUACUAAAACAAGAAAUCAUUAUUUACCUUUAUUAACUUCAAAAAUUUGGUGGGAAAAUACAGUGAUUAAUUUAAAAAAAGUAUUUAUGAAAGAUAAAGAUUUUAAAGAAAGAAUGUGGUUAAAACAAUUAGCUGUUUUAAAAGGUCAAGCUUUUAAUAUUGUUGAAGUUUUAAAAUUAGAUUAUGCUGGUCCAUUAGAAUUAACAAGAAGAGAAAGAUUAUUAGUAUUUGAUGAUAUUAUGUAUAUUCCAGAAAAUGAAAAUGAUAGAAAUAAGACGGUGAUGAAUACAUCAAAUUAUCAAAAUGAUAUUACAAAUGGUCAAAUUUUAAUUAAUGAGAGGAGUGAUGAAGUAAGUCAAAGUGAUGAUGAAGUAAAUCAAAGGGUCAAUGAAAGAACAACGUUAUUACCUAAGAGCCAAGAUCACCAUCAACAUCAAAAUCAUUUACAACAAAUUGAUGAAAAUCAAGAAUAUGAAUCUGGGUUUGAAAGAAUGAAUAAACAAUUACCAUCACCUGAAAGAAAAGGAAGAAAAGUUAUAAUGGAAAGAAUAGUUAAAGAGCAUUCAAACCCACCAGUAUUUACAUGGUGUUGA
Molecule: messenger RNA, 2037 nt
Organism: Lodderomyces pseudojiufengensis
Lineage: Eukaryota; Fungi; Ascomycota; Pichiomycetes; Serinales; Debaryomycetaceae
Product: 1-phosphatidylinositol 4-kinase
Exons: 1
Coding region: 1-2037 (678 amino acids)
Biological process (GO): endosome organization; phosphatidylinositol phosphate biosynthetic process; Golgi organization
Cellular component (GO): fungal-type vacuole membrane; plasma membrane; lysosomal membrane
Molecular function (GO): 1-phosphatidylinositol 4-kinase activity
Source: RefSeq, a predicted model, not a curated record